GUACACUUCACUGUCUGAAACUCCAGAUCAGAGGACUUCAUAGGGGGAACAAACAUGAAGACGGUCACCAAAACUCUGUUUCUGUGCUUGAUGUUCGCCCUCGCCAGGGCAGCACCACUGCAGGAUUCAGCAACAGAUGCUCUACCUGACCGAUGUGAAGGUAUUGAGUUUGAUGCCAUCUCUCCUGAUGAGAAGGGAAACACUUUCUUCUUCAAAGGUGACCAUCUGUGGAAGGGUUUUAGUGGUCCAGCUCAGCUCUCCAGAGAGUACUUCAAGGACCUGAGUGGUCAUGUUGAUGCUGCUUUUCGUAUGCACAGCACAGACAACCCAGAUGACCACGAUCACAUCUACUUGUUCCUGGACGAUAAAGUGUUCAGCUACUUUAACCAAACUCUGGAGGAAGGCUAUCCUAAACAGAUUCAGGAGGAUUUUCCUGGAGUUCCCACUCAUCUGGAUGCUGCUGUGGAGUGUCCGAAAGGAGAGUGUAAGGCUGAUUCAGUUCUGUUCUUCAAAGAGCAAAAUGUGCAUAUUUAUGACAUUAACACAAAGGCAGUAAAGACCAAGACGUGGUCCCACCUACCUGGCUGCACCUCCGUUUUUCGCUGGUUGGAGCACUACUACUGCUUCCACGGACACAACUUCACCCGCUUCAAUCCAGUAUCAGGAGAGGUGACUGGCAACUACCCCAAAGAUGCUCGCAACUACUUCAUGCGCUGCGCUGACUUUGGUCAUGGAAGUGCUUAUAAAGUCCUUAAAUGCAGUGAUGUCAAACUCGAUGCCGUCACCACAGAUGAUGCAGGCAGAACGUAUGCCUUUGCAGGUCCUAUCUACAUGCGUCUGGACACCCACCGUGAUGGCCUUCAUGCUUUUCCAAUUACUAAGGCAUGGAAAGAAGUGACCAAUGGGGUGGAUGCUGUCUUCUCCUACAGUGACAAAAUCUACAUAAUUAAAGGCGAUCAGCUUUACAUCUACAAAGCAGAUGCUCACUUCACUUUGAUUGAAGGCUAUCCUAAAACCGUUAAAGAGGAGCUGGGCUUUGAAGGACAUGUGGAUGCUGCUUUUGUGUGUCCAAAUGAGCACACGGCUCAUAUAAUUCAGGGACAAACGAUGCGUGACGUCGACCUCACCAGCACACCUAGAGUCGUCACGCAAGAUCUGCCGUUGCCCUUGUCCGAUAUUGAUGCUGCUCUAUGCGGUUCAGAUGGUAUUAAACUAUUUAAGGGCUCUCAGUACUACUACUAUGAAAGCCCUAGGACACUGGGUGUGUCCAGGAUUGCUCCAAGGCCUCAGAAGGUCACCUCAGCGAUGAUAGGAUGUGAGGAUUAGGAUUUAGGUAAAACCUUUCACAGAAAGAUAUAAACAAUGACACAUGAAGAUCAUUAAUCAUGUCUAUACAUGAUUUUGUAAAAAACUUUUCAUACUGUUGAGUUUGACUUUUGUUUGAAUAAAAAGGAGAAAGGAAAACUG
Molecule: messenger RNA, 1467 nt
Organism: Melanotaenia boesemani (Boeseman's rainbowfish)
Lineage: Eukaryota; Metazoa; Chordata; Actinopteri; Atheriniformes; Melanotaeniidae
Gene: hpxb
Product: hemopexin b
Exons: 10
Coding region: 55-1326 (423 amino acids)
Biological process (GO): intracellular iron ion homeostasis; heme transport
Molecular function (GO): heme transmembrane transporter activity
Source: RefSeq, a predicted model, not a curated record